AUGACUCGCUCGCUUCUCUUACAGCGCCUACAGGCGGUCGCCGACCAGCAGCCUCCCAGCCAGCCGCCCAGCAGACCGCCUGACCUGCCGGCGGAAGCCGCGCAAACGGCGGAGGCUGCCCGCCGUGCUGGCGGCCCCGCGGCAUCAACGGCGCAACGAAGGGAAGCAGCCGCAGCCAGAAGGACUGCUGGGGGAGCGGGUGAAAGGGAAGGGCGAGCGGAGGAGCAGCGCGGUGGCGUGCGGUUGGAAUCGGUUCUGGCCGCCAACCCCGUUGUCGACCGGCCUGCCCGGCCCGAGCCCGCCCUUCCCCCCUACGCCUUCCCCUCGCCCACCCCCCACUCUUCCGCCCUUGGUCUCCCCGUGCCCCCCCUGCACGCGAGCACGGGCACAGGCAGGGGAACAGGCGCGGGCGCAGGUACGGGCACAGGCGCGGGCAGAGGCGCGCGCAGAGGCGCGGGCACGGGCACAGGCAUGGGGUUGGGCGUGCGGGUGGAGCAGGUGCGGAGAGGUAGCAGCCACGGGAGCGGCAGGGGCAGGGUGCGGGCGUUGUGGGACGACCAGCAGACAAUAACACUUCUGAAGAUCAUGCGCGGCGUGUUGCGCGCUCAGGGCAGCGCCCUCCCCGGCAAGAUCGAGGACUUGGGGGCGGUGCACCGCGAGUGGCUGCGGCGAGGAUCCCUGCGGGGGUACCCCAGGUACUCGGAGGAGCAGCUGAGAAUCCGAUGCCGGGUGGUGCGCGGGUGGGUGAAGGAUAUUCAGGCCCUGCAGGCAAUGCUGCCGCCUGGAGUCGAGUGGGACCCUGCCACUCAGUACUUUGAUCCCGACCCCAAGCUGGGCAUCAUGCCGAAGCUGAGGCAGGACCCGCAGUGGCGGGGCUACAGCCGGUGGUGCAGCCACGUGGCGCCCUGGCUGCCCCUCGCCCUGCUCUCCACACACACGUGCCCUGCUGAGAACGUGCAAGGGGAGGUGCAGUUGGGGGAGGAGGAGGAUGAUUGGGAGGAGGAGGAUGAUGACUGGGAGGAGGAAGAGGGAGAUGGAGGGGAACAGGGAGAGGAGGAGGAGGAAGAGGGAGACGAUGGGGAGGAGGAGGAUGAUGAAGUGGUGGAGGGGAAUGGCGGGUUUGACCCUCCAGCUGACGCACCGCGGGCCAAUGGCAUGCGUCGUGCUGAGGUGGCACGAAACAAUGUCACUUCUGCUGACGGUGCUCGUGCUGACGUGGCUCGUGCUGACGUGGCUGGUGCUGAUGGGACAGGGGGUGCAAGUGCGGAUGAGAGGGACGAGUACCCUGCGAGGCUGGCAGCGCGGAUCGCUGGCAUGGCGGUGAGAAGGAGGGAGCAAGGCGGCACAGAGAGGCUCGCGGUUGAGGGUGAGAGGGGAGGGGUUGGGGAUGGAGGAGAUGGAGGAGGGAAUGCAAAUGCAUGGCAGGAGAUUCGGGUUCAAGAGGGGCAGAAUCGAGGGGGGAGGGGUGUGAAGCGGUCGAGACCUGUGUGGGUGCAGGUGAGGGAGAGGAAGCGGCAGCGGCGGGUGAUGGAGAGUGUGGCGCGUGCCCUCACCACGUUCAGGAGCAUGGCGGAGAAGGGGCAGCCCCACGUGCAUAGAGACGCGGUAGCGGAUAGUGUGUUCAAGUCGGUGCAGGACGUGCAGGCCCUCCCCUCUCUGACGGACGUGCAGCGCGUGGCGGCCAUCGACGCCUUCCUGCAGCGCCCCCUCGACGCCCACGCCUUCCAGGCCAUGAGCCCCGCCCUGCAGGCCCUCUUCGCCCGCCGCGCCCACGCCCAGGCCGUUGACCGGCAGCUCGCCGGCAUGCAGGCCACUGCUGCUGCUGGGGGGAAUGCCAGCUUGGUGGAUCAGCAGCUUGCUGGGCUGUCAGGUGUGACUGCAGGUGGUGGGGUGGUUGGUGGGAGAGGGGGGACGGGGGGAUUGGGUGGGGGUGUGGGGGGAAUGGGUGCUGGGGGAGUGGGAAUGGGAGAGGCUGGGGUGGGGGCGACGGGGUUGGGGGCAACUGGAGUGAGGGGGACGGGAACAGCGGGGGUUAGAAGAGCAGGGGUGGGAUCAACAAGGGUGGCUAUGGGGGUUGCAGCGAUGGGCGGGACACGAACAGGGGGAACGAGGAUGGGGGAAACGCGUGCGGGGGUAGUGGGAAUGGCGGGAACGCGGAUGGGGGAAUCGGGAAUGGGGGGGACGCGGAUGGGAGAAACAGGUGGGAUGGGCACAGCAGAGGCGGGUAGCAUGGCAGGCAGCAUGGCGGGACUGGAGCUGCUGGGGCAUCGCGUGCAGGAGUUGGUGCGAGAGAGCCUAGGAGCAGUCAAUGUUGGUCAACACAUGGCCAGCACAGGUCAACAUGCAGUCAACGCCAGUCAACAGAUGGCAAGCACUGGUCAACAUGCAGUCAAUGCUGGUCAAGGGGGGGUGGUUGACGUUCCAGUGGUGGUCAAUGGGAUUCAAUGCGAGUGCCCCGAGUGUGUGGCUGUUAGAAUGUCGGUCAGAAUGCGUCAAGGCACAGUCAACGCGAGUCAAGAUGCAGUCAAUGUGAGUCAACCAGUGCUCAAUGCAGGUCCAGCACUGGUCAACGCGGGUCAAGCAGCUGUCAACGUGAGUCAACCAGUGGUCAAUGCGGAUCCAAGUAGGGGAGCAUCAGCGAAUCAGGUGGAGACAGCUGUCGGCCAGCCAGGGUUGGGUGCAGGUCGUGUGGGAGGAGCUGCUGUGCUACAGACAAGAAAUGCUGGUCAAGCACCAGUCCACGCUGGUCAAGCACCAGUCAACGCUGGUCAAAUACCAGUCAAUGUUGGUCAAGCACCAGUUAACGCUGGUCAAGUACCAGUCAACGCUGGUCAAGCACCAGUCAACGCUGGUCAAGCAACAGUGAAUGCAGGAGGGGGGGCAGUGGGUGCGAGGGAAAGAAGCAGUGCUGUGACGAGGGGACAGGGGGGGGACAGCCAGCAGAGGGGAGAACAGGGAGGAGAGCAAGGGGGAGAGGCGAGAGGGGAGCAAGGAGGGGAGCAAGGAGGGGAGCAAGGAGGAAGGCAGAGGGUGGGGACGGUGAGUGUGCCGGGGGGCAGGGGCAGCGGAGGGGGGGUGUUCACGCUGUCGCACCGCUGUGUGGCGGAUGGGCCGGCAGGGCAGUGCAGCCUGUGCAGCAUCGUGGCUGACCUCGUCAAAGAGCUGGGGGGAGGCGCUGCUGGGGGAGGCGCUGCUGGGGGAGGCGCUGCUGGGGGAGGCGCUGCAGGGGGAGGGGGUGCUGCUGGGGGAGGGGGUGCUGCUGACCUCGUCAGAGAGCUGGGGGCGCCUGGCGAUGGGCGGGGGCUGUGCAAGGAGCUGGGCGCACCUGACAACGUGACGCGUGGUGGGGGCGAGGUGGGGAGUGAUGAGAGAGAGGUGCGCACAGGGAGCGAGGUGCGCACAGGGAGCGAGGUGCGCACAGGGAGCGAGGUGCGCACAGGGAGCGAGGUGCGCACAGGGAGCGAGGUGCGCACAGGGAGCGAGGUGCGCACAGGGAGCGAGGUGCGCACAGGGAGCGAGGUGCGCACAGGGAGCGAGGUGCGCACAGGGAGCGAGGUGCGCACAGGGAGCGAGGUGCGCACAGGGAGCGAGGUGCGCACAGGGAGCGAGGUGCGCACAGGGAGCGAGGUGCGCACAGGGAGCGAGGUGCGCACAGGGAGCGAGGUGCGCACAGGGAGCGAGGUGCGCACAGGGAGCGAGGUGCGCACAGGGAGCGAGGUGCGCACAGGGAGCGAGGUGCGCACAGGGAGCGAGGUGCGCACAGGGAGCGAGGUGCGCACAGGGAGCGAGGUGCGCACAGGGAGCGAGGUGCGCACAGGGAGCGAGGUGCGCACAGGGAGCGAGGUGCGCACAGGGAGCGAGGUGCGCACAGGGAGCGAGGUGCGCACAGGGAGCGAGGUGCGCACAGGGAGCGAGGUGCGCACAGGGAGCGAGGUGCGCACAGGGAGCGAGGUGCGCACAGGGAGCGAGGUGCGCACAGGGAGCGAGGUGCGCACAGGGAGCGAGGUGCGCACAGGGAGCGAGGUGCGCACAGGGAGCGAGGUGCGCACAGGGAGCGAGGUGCGCACAGGGAGCGAGGUGCGCACAGGGAGCGAGGUGCGCACAGGGAGCGAGGUGCGCACAGGGAGCGAGGUGCGCACAGGGAGCGGCCGGAAUGUGAGUGCCGGAUGGGACAUUCCUGGGGACGAGGCGUUGAGUGAGGGGACAGGAAUCGUAUGUGUGAGGGACGAUGGAGUUAUUGUGUUCAAGGGGGGAGAUUUGAGUAUGGAGGAAGGAGGCACUUCUGAGGGUGAAGGGGAUGUUACUCUGGGGGGAGGGGAUGUGCCUCUGGGGGAAGGGGAAGUGGCUAUGGGGGAAGAGGAUGUGCCUAUGGGGGAAGAGGAUGUGCCUAUGCGGGAAGAGGAUGCGACUGUGAGGGGAGAGGACUCCAGUGGUAAGGAGGGAGAGACACAUGGGAAGGAAGGGGAGACGAAUGGGAAGGAGGUAGAGGCGAAUGGGAAGGAAGGAGAGACGAAUGGGAAAGAGGGGGGGACAAGAGGGAAGGUUGGGGAGACGGGUGGGAAGGCGAGAGAGGCGAGUGGGGAGGAGGGAGAGAAGAGUGGGGAGGAGGGCGAGACGUGUGGGACGGAGGGAGAGACGAGUGGGAAGGAGGGAGAGACGAGUGGGAAGGAGGGAGAGACAAGCAGGAAGGAGGGAGACACGAGUGGGAAGGAGGGGGGUACGAGUGGGAAGGAGGGAGAGACGAGUGGGAAGGACGGAGAUUCGAGUGGGAAGGAUGGAGAGACGAGUGGGAAGGAGGGAGAGAGGAGUGGGAAGGAGGGAGAGACGAGUGGGAAUGAGGGAGAGACGAGUGGGAAGGAGGGAGAUACCAGUGGGAAGGAGGGAGAGACGAGUGGGAAGGAGGGAGAGACGAGUGGGAAGGAGGGAGAGACGAGUGGGAAGGAGGGAGAGACGAGUGGGAAGGAGGGAGAGACGAGUGGGAAGGAGGGAGAGACGAGUGUGAAGGAGGGAGAGACGAGUGGGAAGGAGGGAGAGACGAGUGGGAAGGAGGGGGUGAAGGCCUUGGGAAUAAGCGAUAUGACCGCAUAG
Closterium sp. Naga37s-1 is the source of this 5088-nucleotide messenger RNA. The record is from the annotation of a GenBank genome assembly. NCBI's taxonomy places the organism in Eukaryota, Viridiplantae, Streptophyta, Zygnematophyceae, Desmidiales, Closteriaceae.